CGCUCUUUAAACUGUCAGUGAGAAAAGCGCUACUUCUAUCAGAACUGAGGAGUUUCUUGUGUCCAGGUUUUUCGCGUUUAAGAAGAAAAGAUGGAGGAGUACCAUUCUGGAGAAGAAGUGUCUUUCAGCCCAGAUGAAUCAAGUAAUGUCGUGAAAGAGUGCAUCGAGGGUAUAAUUGGAGGUGUGGACUACAGCCAGAACAAAGUGAACCAGUGGACAGCCAGCAUAGUCGAACAUGCUCUCACUCAGCUAGUCAAGCAGGGAAAGCCAUUUAAGUACAUUGUUAACUGUGCCGUGAUGCAGAAAAGCGGUGCAGGUCUUCACACAGCAAACUCGUGUUACUGGGACACUACCACUGACGGAAGUUGCACAGUCCGGUGGGAGAACCGCACCAUGUACUGUGUGGUCAGUGUGUUUGCUGUGGCUAAUGGGCUAUGAAGGAACCAAGCCUGAUACAUGCACAAACGCUGGCAUAGAAGGGCAACGCCAUCUUCACCCUGACGUUUAC
This is a messenger RNA of Xyrauchen texanus (razorback sucker), 508 nucleotides long. Its product is annotated as dynein light chain Tctex-type 1-like. Gene Ontology annotation, molecular function: dynein intermediate chain binding. Gene Ontology annotation, cellular component: cytoplasmic dynein complex; cytoplasm; kinetochore. Gene Ontology annotation, biological process: microtubule-based movement. Bases 91 to 438 code for a protein of 115 amino acids. Lineage: Eukaryota; Metazoa; Chordata; Actinopteri; Cypriniformes; Catostomidae. The transcript is spliced from 5 exons. The record is from RefSeq and is a predicted model, not a curated record.